CUGGGGUCUACACGGAAAUAUUUAAGUGCUGCAACCAUGUCGAGUUCCAGGAGGCAUGUUAGGUUACGAGAAGUUAGAUUUUGAUUCCAGAAACGACUUCAUUGCUCAAAUAUUCCACAAAGCGGAGCCUCUUAACGUCCAGGAAAUAUUCAGGGAAUAAAAUAUUUCCUGAGCCAUGAUGGCCUUUAAAUCUGUGUGUCGUGUAUUCUAUCGCCGGCUGGUGUCCAGCGCAGCAGAGGCGAGGAUCCCGGCUGCAGAGCUGCGCAGGCUGCGCAGUGCAGUGUUCUCCAGGGAGCAGGAGAGGCAGCGGGCGCUCGUCACGCGCACGGAGAAGAUCGAGGUGACGAUGCAGUGUCCCGGCCUUCAGGGGUCGCUGCUCGUCAUGAACAAGGGCGUGUCCACCCCUCAUAGCUGCGCACGCCACCUGACAGAGUGGCAUGUGGACAGCUCUGCACUGGCCCUGGUGGACGGUGAGCCUUGGCCGAUGCACCGCCCCCUGACACAGUCCUGCUCGCUGACCCUGCUCACCUUCAAAGACCAGGACCCUGUCCUGGUGAACCAGGCGUACUGGCGUUCCUGUGCAGCCCUCCUGGGGCAGGUGCUUGAAAACGCCUUCAAAGAGGAGUUCACCAUAGAGCUGCUGAGGAGCCCUGAGCUGCCAGUGACCUCGGGGUCAUUUUGCUGUGAUCUGGUUCUGGACCCUCGAUUAGAUGCCUGGACUCCCUCAGAAGAGGCGCUGCGCUCUCUGACGCGUGACGCUCAGCAGCUGAUUCACCAGAACUUGCCCUGGGAGCCUCUGGAGGUGCUGCCCCCUGUGGCCCUGGAGGCCUUCACUCACAGCCGGUGUAAGCAGGAGGAGGUGGAGGAGAUGGUGGCCGAGAGUCCCAGUGGUACCGUGACGCUGUACAGAUGCGGGGACCACGUUUUGCUGAGUGGGGGCCCCCUUGUGGCCAGAACAGGGUUGUGCUCUCAGUAUGAAGUGACUGCCAUACACAAUUUAGGCCCUGGAGAGAGAGGCCUUCAUCGCCGAGCCCAGGGUCUCUCAUUGCCCUUGCAGCUACAGGCUCACCACGUAAUCUGGGGGAAGCUGAGGAAGAGAGCAGAAAAGCUGGUGGAGCUACCCCCAGCCGCUGAAGCCACACCCCCUGCCACUGAAGCCCCACCCCCUGCCACUGAAGCCCCACCCCCAGACCCACAGCAGAUUACUUCAACGCCCCAGCAAUAGCCAGCAACCUCCUUCUGCUUCCCAGUUGCGUGUGAGAGGACGGAGAACACAAAUCCUCAAUGUCAACAGUGCAUUAUUGUUUUGAAUUCUUGUGAACGUGAUAUUAAAUAUAAAAUAAAUACUGUUGCACUCCU
This is a messenger RNA of Conger conger (European conger), 1359 nucleotides long. RefSeq names its product mitochondrial ribosomal protein L39 (gene mrpl39). NCBI's taxonomy places the organism in Eukaryota, Metazoa, Chordata, Actinopteri, Anguilliformes, Congridae. Bases 176 to 1225 code for a protein of 349 amino acids. The record is from RefSeq and is a predicted model, not a curated record. Gene Ontology annotation, cellular component: mitochondrion. Gene Ontology annotation, molecular function: RNA binding; nucleotide binding. The transcript is spliced from 10 exons.